This is a messenger RNA of Canis lupus familiaris (dog), 2645 nucleotides long. RefSeq names its product arrestin beta 2 (gene ARRB2). Gene Ontology annotation, biological process: positive regulation of ERK1 and ERK2 cascade; signal transduction; G protein-coupled receptor internalization. Lineage: Eukaryota; Metazoa; Chordata; Mammalia; Carnivora; Canidae. Gene Ontology annotation, molecular function: angiotensin receptor binding. Bases 100 to 1419 code for a protein of 439 amino acids. The transcript is spliced from 16 exons. Gene Ontology annotation, cellular component: cytoplasm. The record is from RefSeq and is a predicted model, not a curated record.
CGCGGAGGGCGCGCGUGCGCAGUGGCGCGGGGAGGAGCAGGCACCCGGCGGCAGGCGGGGAGGCUGCGAGCAGCCGCGAACCGGGCGGGCGCGCGCACCAUGGGGGAGAAACCGGGCACCAGGGUCUUCAAGAAGUCAAGCCCUAACUGCAAGCUCACUGUGUACUUGGGCAAGCGGGACUUUGUGGAUCACCUGGACAAAGUAGAUCCUGUGGAUGGCGUGGUGCUCGUGGACCCAGACUACUUGAAGGAUCGCAAAGUGUUUGUGACCCUCACCUGCGCCUUCCGCUAUGGCCGCGAGGACCUGGAUGUGCUGGGCCUGUCCUUCCGCAAAGACCUGUUCAUUGCCACCUACCAGGCCUUCCCCCCCGGGCCCAACCCACCCCAGCCCCCCACUCGCCUGCAGGACCGGCUGCUGAGGAAGCUGGGCCAGCAUGCCCACCCAUUUUUCUUCACAGUGAGGAUGCUCCUCACCCUGUACAGGGCAAGGGGUCUAGGGCUGAGCUUGGGGGGUGGGCACCUGUCACAGAUGGAUCUGGAAGAAACAAUACCCCAGAACCUGCCCUGCUCUGUCACCCUGCAGCCGGGCCCAGAGGACACGGGGAAGGCCUGUGGAGUAGACUUUGAGAUCCGAGCCUUCUGUGCCAAAUCUCUAGAAGAGAAAAGCCACAAAAGGAACUCUGUGCGGCUGGUGAUUCGAAAGGUGCAAUUUGCCCCGGAGAAACCCGGCCCCCAGCCAUCAGCAGAAACCACACGCCACUUCCUCAUGUCUGACCGGUCCCUGCAUCUAGAGGCUUCCCUGGACAAAGAGCUGUACUACCACGGGGAGCCCCUCAACGUCAACGUCCACGUCACCAACAACUCCACCAAGACCAUCAAGAAAAUCAAAGUCUCCGUGAGACAGUAUGCUGACAUCUGCCUCUUCAGCACUGCCCAGUAUAAGUGUCCUGUGGCUCAGAUCGAACAAGAUGACCAGGUGUCACCCAGUUCCACAUUCUGCAAGGUGUACACCAUCACCCCGCUGCUCAGUGACAACCGGGAGAAGCGCGGUCUUGCCCUGGACGGGAAGCUCAAGCAUGAAGACACCAACUUGGCCUCCAGCACCAUCGUGAAGGAGGGGGCCAACAAGGAGGUGCUGGGUAUCCUGGUGUCCUACAGGGUCAAGGUGAAGCUGGUGGUGUCUCGAGGCGGGGACGUCUCUGUGGAGCUGCCGUUUGUCCUCAUGCACCCCAAGCCCCACGACCACAUCACCCUCCCCAGGCUCCAGACAGCUGCUCCUGACACAGACGCCCCUGUGGACACCAACCUCAUUGAAUUUGAUACCAACUACGCCACGGACGAUGAUAUCGUGUUCGAGGACUUUGCCCGGCUUCGGCUGAAGGGGAUGAAGGAUGAGGACUACGAGGACCAGUUCUGCUAGGAGGAGGGCUCAGGGGAAACAGGAAGGCACAGCACUGUCCCUGGGAGCUGGGCAGGGCGGACACAUGCGACCCGGUGGUGACCUGCCAUGGCCGUGUGCCUGUGUUCACAGUGCCUUAUGGAUGCUGCAGCCACCCGAUCCCGGGGCUUACUGGAUGGAACCCGCGUGACAUCCUGUGGGGCCUGGUGUCAUCAUUUCUGCCAUGGAAGCCAAGGCUUGGGGCGCCUGGGGGCGCUCAGUCUGUGAAACAGCUGCCGUUGGCUCAGGUCAUGAGCCAGGGUCCUGGGAUCGAGCCCCACAUCAGGCUCCCCACUGGAUGGGCAGCCUGCUUCUCCCUCUUCAACACUUGUGCUCUCCUGCUCUCCCUCUCUCUUAAAUAAAUAUUAAAAAAAAAAAAAAAAAAAAAGCAGCAGCAGCAGCAGCCCAGGCUCUGGGCAGCCCCAGGGAGUCACACCACUGAGAGCAAGUCCCAGAAGCAGCACCCUACCACCCUCCCCUGACAUUCCUCAGGCACUCUCUAAACCCCAGGCUGGGCCAAGGGGGUGAGCGACACCCCACUGCCCUGCUCACCCCCCCAACCCACCCCCUCUCCCACCUCCCAGCCUUUCUCUCCUGAUUCUCGUAAGGCUCAUUCAGCCACUCUGCCAACAGCCUCGCUGCCGAGUCCCUGUGAUGUGCCAGGUGCAGCAGAGGGAUAUGUGGUGGUGACCAAAGCCACCAUUCACCACCCUUCUCUAGUGACUUAAUUACAGGAUCCAUGCUCCAGAGGGGACAUGCAGGAGCAAUGAGAAUACACGACCUACUGGAGAGCUCUGACCAAGCCUGGGGUUUGGGAAGGAUCUCCCCAGAGGGAGGGAGCACCCUUUGCACAGAGAACCGGCAGACGAGCACAGGUUGGAACAUUCUGGGCACUGCCAGCAUUGCAGUAAUUCCCGUGAGCCUGCUCCUUGACCUCUGCACUCCCAGCCCCUGGAGCUCAGCACUGCUUUGGGUGAACCCUCAGGGAGACACCAUAAAGACGCACAGCCCAAGCUCUACCUCCUUCCGAUCCCCUGGGGUCAGGAAGAUCCACCAGUCUGCACCUCGAAUUAGCACACAACUUGAGAAACAAUGUCUUUUUUUUUUUUUUUUUAGCUUUUUAUGCUUUUAAUGUUUUUAUGAAGGUCAAACAUGCACAGGGCAUGAAGAAAGAAAUCCAAACUGCCUACAAUAAACAGUGAAAAGAA